AUGCUCCUAUUGAAGAUAAAAUUGAUUUUUCAUUCCAGUUAUAUGAUCUCAAGCAGCAAGAAUUCAUUGAAAGACAUAAGUUAUUUUGGGAAUGCUAUUCAGGGAGGUGCUGCAACUGCGACGCCAAACGACUUACUGAGCAAUGGACUCGGUUGGGCUGCCCAGCAACUGAACCAAAUGAUUGCUGCUAAAACUCUUGAAGAAACCAAGAACAACUAUGAAAAUUGGCUAAAAUGCCCUCGAUUGUCGAUGAAGGGUGCAAGGACUAAUACGUUUGUCGUUGGCAGCUCGCCACAGUUCAACGUGUAUGGAAAUGACUUCGGAUGGGGAAACCCGUGGCCGUGA
This is a messenger RNA of Fraxinus pennsylvanica, 345 nucleotides long. Lineage: Eukaryota; Viridiplantae; Streptophyta; Magnoliopsida; Lamiales; Oleaceae. The record is from the annotation of a GenBank genome assembly.